This is a messenger RNA of Salvia miltiorrhiza (redroot sage), 2611 nucleotides long. Its product is annotated as subtilisin-like protease. Gene Ontology annotation, biological process: proteolysis. Gene Ontology annotation, molecular function: serine-type endopeptidase activity. The transcript has a single exon. NCBI's taxonomy places the organism in Eukaryota, Viridiplantae, Streptophyta, Magnoliopsida, Lamiales, Lamiaceae. The record is from RefSeq and is a predicted model, not a curated record. The coding region runs from base 241 to 2469 and encodes 742 amino acids.
UAUCUGUUCAAAAAAAUUCUUGAUUGUGGAAAAUCUUGAUGCUGUCUGUUCAAAGAAAAUUCUUGAUUGUGGAAAAUAUCAGCAAAAAAGAAAAGUCGUUAAAAGAUGCUAGCAACUGGUUGAUUUCAAUUUUCACCCAAGACACACAUUACACAAUACCGACAUCUUUAAGAAAUAGAUGACUGAGAAAUCCACAAUACACACUACAAAACCAAUUCUUGUUUUUCACAUUUGUUAAACAUGGCAUUCCUAUCCACUACAAUCACCAUUCUUUGUAUAUUCUGCAUCACUAGACUGCCUAGAUUUGCAUCUGAGAUACCAAAUAGAAACAGUUUGCAAACCUACAUUGUUCAUGUUGAGGCACCUGAUGCACACCUCACGUCUCAAUCCGAAGAUUUGGAGAGCUGGUACCACUCUUUUCUCCCGGCUACCACUGCAAGCUCGAGUGAAGAUGAGGCGCGCCUCAUUUACUCCUACCAUCAUGUGUUUAAGGGAUUUGCUGCUAGGCUGUCACCCGAUGAGGCUAAGGAUAUGGAGAAGAAGAAAGGAAUCGUCUCAGCACGACCUCAGAAAUUGCUAUCCCUGCAUACAACACAUUCUCCCAAUUUCUUGGGGUUGAACCAGAACAUGGGCUUCUGGAAGGACUCCAACUAUGGUAAAGGUGUGAUUAUAGGAGUGCUGGACACCGGAGUGUUGCCUGAGCAUCCUUCGUUCAGCGAUGAAGGAAUGCCGCCUCCACCGGCUAAGUGGAAGGGGAAGUGCCAAUUCAAUCACACGACAUGCAACAACAAAAUCAUUGGAGCAAGGUACUUCAAUGCCGAUGACCAGAGCCCCCUUGAUGAUAAUGGCCAUGGCACUCACGUUGCGAGCACGGCUGCUGGGAGCUUUGUACAAGGCGCGAAUGUAUUUGGCAGCGCCAAUGGCACCGCUGCUGGGAUUGCGCCACUUGCUCAUCUGGCCAUCUACAAAGUAUGUUGCGGUGAAAGUGAUGCCCUUGCUGGAAUGGAUGCAGCUGUUGAAGAUGGAGUGGACGUGCUCUCCCUUUCUCUACGCUCCGACCCGAAGAGCUUCUUUGAAGAUUCAAUAGCAAUAGGCGCAUUUAGUGCGAUGAAGAAGGGUAUCUUCAUUAGCUGCGCGGCUGGAAAUGACGGCCCAGAUUUCAUCUCUUUGGCAAACGGGGCACCUUGGAUUCUCACGGUUGGAGCAAGCACUAUAGACAGAACACUGAGAGCAAAAGCAGUGUUGGGAAACAACCAACAAUUCGAUGGCCAAUCAGCUUUUCAACCAAACAACUUUCCACAAAGGCUGUCCCCUCUUGUUUAUGCAGGGAUGCUCAACACUUCUGAUGAUUUUGCACCUUUAUGCCCAGCCGACUUACUAAGCCGAAGCGACAUCCGAGGGAAGAUAGUAGUGUGUGAACUAGGUGAAAUACCAAGAAUCAGACAGGGCACAGCAGUGAAAGAUGCUGGUGGCGCCGCCAUGAUUCUCAUAAACUUUAGGAUUUAUGCGAACACCACUUUAGCUGACGCCGACGUCCUCCCAACUACAAACGUCGGCUAUGAAGACGGAUUGAAGAUCAAAGCUUAUAUAAAUUCAACAAGAAAUCCCACCGCCACAAUUUCUUUCCAAGGCACCGUGAUCGGUGAUGAUCGCGCACCAGCCGUCGCUGCAUUUUCUUCCAGGGGGCCUAACUUUCCGAGUCUUGGAGUCUUGAAGCCUGACAUUUUAGGCCCUGGAGUCAACAUUCUUGCAGCAUGGCCUACCUCUGUGGAAAACAACACCAACACAAAAUCAACCUUCAACGUAGUUUCUGGUACCUCAAUGUCGUGCCCGCACCUGAGCGGCGUGGCGGCUCUGCUGAAGAGCGCGCAUCCGGAUUGGUCUCCUGCUGCAAUCAAGUCCGCCAUGAUGACCACUGCAGACGUCGUCAACCUCGCUCAUAGUCCCAUUGAGGACGAGAAUUUCCUCCCAGCCGACGUUUUUGCGACGGGGGCAGGGCAUGUGAAUCCAUCAAGAGCUAACGAUCCAGGACUCAUCUACGACAUCCAACCCGAAGACUACAUUCCGUACCUGUGCGGUUUGAACUACACAAACCGUCAAGUUGGGACGAUUCUACAACGCGGGGUGAAUUGCUCGGUGGAAUCGAGCAUAGAGGAAGCUCAGCUAAACUAUCCUUCGUUUUCUAUCAUUUUCAGUGGCAAAUCAACUUCCCAGGUUUACACCAGGAGCGUCACCAACGUUGGCGACCCUGCCUCGCGUUAUGACGUGGAAAUCUCCCCACCACGCGGCGUUGAUGUCCGUGUGGAGCCCACCACACUCAAGUUCUCAGAGAUAAACCAGAAACUGCAGUACGAGGUUACAUUCAAGCUACUCGCAUCUGCUCCGAAUACCACGUUCGUUCAAGGAUUCUUGAAAUGGACUUCUCCCAAUCGAUAUGUUAGGAGCCCUAUUGCAGUUAUACUGGCUUGAUUAUCCAUGGAGUGAACCAUGUAUGAAUCCAGCUGGGGUUCUAAUAAUUUAUGUUUUGUUGCAUCUACAUAAUAUGGGAUGCCGACAUUUCUGAAGAAUGAUGUAAGCUCUUUUCAAGAUGAAUCGAAUCCUUGUGAAGAAA